CCGAGGUCAAAGGGUAUACAUCAGAACACGUCGGAAGGAAAGUCAAAGACGAUAUAAUAAAAUAUAUUUAGGGUAAUCAGGUACUCUAAAGUCCUGCCAUUGACUGCAUUGUCGUUGUUGCCGCACGAGCAGGACAAUAUGAAUCCGCUCAGUUCAGAGAAGGAAACAUUGAUGGAUGAAAUCGAAAAGAGUUUAUGGAAUUUAACCGAGGACAAUUUACGCUACAUGUGUGAACGUUGUGGAAUGGAUGGCUCUGAAAUUAAAGGGAUGAAUCAUCGCUUAUUAAGGCGUAAAGUCAUGGAGGAAAUGUGGGACAAUACGGAGUCAAUGAAAUCAAAGGAGCAGGGAAUGUCUUGGUUAGUCCAACUUAAAGACGACAUCAGGAGGAUACUGGAGGAUGGUAGCAGUGCACUCAUGAGUCCCAGCCAAGCCGAUGAUGAUGUAGACUGCAAUGAAGAACACAAGGGAGACGGGGACUGGUUGCCUAGCAACGGACUGACAGCGGAGCCCUUGCAUCCCAGCCAAUGUGAUGAUGAUGAUGACUGCGACGAAGAGGGAGGAGCUGGGUUGCCUUGCAAUGGACUGGAGGCAGAGUCAGCUCCAGAGAGGAACAGUUACGACAAGCCUCCACCUCCACCCUCCCCUCUCCCAGAGUCCCCAGGUCGUGCCUCUCCCGGCAGGGCCUUGUUGUGCGGUCUGAAGAGGGUGUCUGUACGACUCGACGACUGCAGGAAGACACCAGGGCAGAGUAGCCAUAUAAUACACAAGACAACACAGACAGGAGAGAAACCCCACAGCUCGUCUAAUGCUGAACAUAUCUGUGAUCACUGUGGGAAGAAUUUUGUCACAGCUACCAAUCUAAAAACACAUUUACUGUGUCUGACUGGAGAGAAACCACACAUGUGCUCUGAAUGUGGAAAGAGAUUCACGCAGGCCGGCAAUCUUAAGAGACACCAGAGAACUCAUACUGGGGAGAAACCGUUUGUUUGUCCUCGUUGUGGGAAAGACUACAAUGAUUCUGGAAACUUAAAGAAACACAUGAGAUCUCAUGUUGUUAAACAACACACAGGGAACCCCACAGUGAAACCGUACCUCUGCUCUGAAUGUGGGAAGCAAUUCUUUGGAAAACAAAGCCUUGAAUAUCACCGGGAGGUUUUUCACACAGAUCACCCUCACCGCUGUGGUCAAUGUAAGAAGAGCUUCAUAACUGCAGCAAGACUGGAAUCACACACAAAAACACGACACCCGCCAACUGAUCCUCUGAAGAAUCCACACGUGUGCUUGGAAUGUGGAAGGGGAUUCCCUGUGGCCGCAAGUCUUAAAAGACACCUGAGAAUUCAUUCUGAGGAGAAACCGUACGUUUGCCCUCAGUGUGGAAACGGUUACAGUGAUCGUGGAAAUUUAAAGAAACACAUCAGAACUCACACAGAAGAGAAACCCUACCACUGCGUGGUGUGCGGGAUGAAGUUUCGUCAUACAAAAACGUUACAACGGCAUCACCAGGAGAACCACAAGGGGGAGACACUGGGUCCCAUCCAAAGGCAUCAAGACCCUCUUCCAUGCCCCCACUGCGGGGAGAAGUUCUCUACCAAGGCUCUUCUAAAGGAUCAUCUACGGACCCACCCUACCCGGGUCCACUGCUCCCAGUGUGACAAGACCUUUUCCAAUAAAGGUAACUUACUUGUUCAUCAGAGGAAACACACUGGAGAGAGGCCUUACCUUUGCCCUCAGUGUGGGAAGAGUUUCUCUCUGGCAGGGAGUUUAAAACUUCAUCUCCGGAUUCAUGCCGGUGAGAAACCUUACUGCUGUACUUACUGUGACAAGAGAUUCACAAGGAAGGGCCACUGCAAUAGCCACAUGCGAAUCCACACAGGAGAGAAGCCGUACCAAUGCUCUGACUGCGGGAGGAGGUUUGCUGACGGUAAUGUCCUGAAAAACCACCGGCGGACCCACACAGGAGAGAAACCGUUCCAGUGCCGCAUGUGCGAUAAAGCCUUUGCCCAGUUGACCAGUCUGAAGAAACAUCAGGAGACACACAGCCAUAAUCACACUGUGCGAUAAAGCCUUGGCCAGUUGCACAGUCUGAAGAAACAUCCAGAGACACAGAUUCAUCCCGUCUCUGCCAGGAAUCCCUACGUACCACACAUUCAGUCCAUCCCUAAUACUUACCCACCACGUACCACACAAUCAGUCCAUCCCUAAUACUUACCCACCACGUACCACACAAUCAGUCCAUCCCUAAUACUUACCCACCACGUACCACACAACCAGUCCAUCCCUAAUACUUACCCGCCACGUACCACACAAUCAGUCCAUCCCUAAUACUUACCCACCACGUACCACACAAUCAGUCCAUCCCUAAUACUUACCCACCACGUACCACACAACCAGUCCAUCCCUAAUACUUACCCACCAUGUACCACACAAUCAGUCCAUCCCUAAUACUUACCCACCACGUUCCACACAAUCAGUCCAUCCCUAAUACUUACCCACCACAUCCCUUUGGCCCUCACCUUUUCCAUGUUGGCAGUUCUAGGGAGGGGUUUGGGACCAGGUGACUGAAGUUACCAAAGACAAACAGCUGGAAAUACAACUUUGUAUCGCCGACUUCCUCUCAUUAGGGCCAUCGGAAGGCAUUGGAUCAGGUAUCUUCUUGAUCUCUGGGUUUAAAAGACUCGUCAGCAAUCUUACCACCAUGACCAGUUCUUUUUAAAUGACAAAUGUGGGUAUCCUGUUAGCCUGACAUCCAGACCUGUUUUGUGCUAAUAUUCCACUCUCCAUGCCAUGUUUGACAUAUUAGAAUCUGAAAAAAUAGAUACUGUGUGGAAUGUAAACACAACUAGAGUGUUACACAGGCUAGUAUGUUGUAUGUAUAACAAACACUAUAUAUUUUUUGUCUCAGACUGAAAUGAUUCUGCUCGGCUCCCUGUUCAAGUUGAGUUCACAUUUUAGCCCUGGAGUUUUUGUAUUAACUGUUGUUAAGAUAUGUUGUCCAUUUGAAUUUAUUGCCGAACCCCAACUAGAGUUAAUAAAAAUGGUAA
Molecule: messenger RNA, 3041 nt
Organism: Salvelinus namaycush (lake trout)
Lineage: Eukaryota; Metazoa; Chordata; Actinopteri; Salmoniformes; Salmonidae
Product: gastrula zinc finger protein XlCGF26.1-like
Exons: 3
Coding region: 139-2061 (640 amino acids)
Biological process (GO): regulation of transcription by RNA polymerase II
Cellular component (GO): nucleus
Molecular function (GO): RNA polymerase II cis-regulatory region sequence-specific DNA binding; DNA-binding transcription activator activity, RNA polymerase II-specific
Source: RefSeq, a predicted model, not a curated record